UCCGCUUUGUUUACUUCAGUGAGCGUUGAGCUAGUGCCAGGUGAGGUGUGUGCCGGGUGUGCCGGGCCGCAACAUGUGAGUGCUCCCUCAGAUAGGUUGUAGAGUCUCAUCAUGCCCUCACCAGUGUCUUCUUGGUGAAGGAUGAGGAAGUGGGUAGCGUCAUGAGUGUGUUUAGUGAGUUCCAUAAGGCGUGGCGUGCCAGGUUCCCCGGGAAUGAUCUGCCGGCGGCAUGGGAGGAGGAUGUUCGUGCUAACUUGGCCAAGCAUCGCUCGCGAGUUGCUGUCUUAAAGGAAGAGCUGGAGAAGGAACAGUUUUAUGUCGAGUAUUUAGAGUGCCUCUUGAAUGAUGUUCAGCGUCAGCAGAUGCAGACAGGCGAGUUUGAGGAGUUGGAGAGGGAGAUAGUGCAGGAGGAAGAGAGAGGCGAGGGUGAGGGGAGUGAAGGGGCGGCCCCGAUGUGCUCAGGUGGGAUUGACUCUGCUGUGACUCAGGCAAUCAACACCAUGAUGGUGCAGCGCCACCACCAUCACCACCCCGCGCGGGACCUGGCCUCCCCCGUCCAAGAACUGGAAUCUCCAGAAGAAAGGUCAAAUGAGGACCCGCAAUCCCCCCUUAAAGUGGAGGGUCCCAGGUCAGCACCGCUCUCAGACGAAGAUGACGGUCCCUUGGCGCCUAUAACCCCCCUGGCUGCCCCUCCUCCCGCUGGGGGCAGCUCUGUGAGGGACCUCGCCCGUCGCUUUACAACCUCAGCAGGCUACCCCGGUAUAGCAGGCCGGCCCCCAGCUUACAACCGUUCCACUUCAGUCCCCGCCACAACCUCCGGCGGCGUACUGGGGAAGGAGUCGCAGUUCGUCACUGUCAUAUCUGUCAACGGUGCCGGCCAAGGGGAGGACGCUCGUGGACGGAAGGUUCCACCUGCCCCGCCGCCCAAGACCUUCCGGCGAUCUACUGGUGCAGACGGCGAAGCCGAGGCCAAGACUGCCACUACGCCAUCUUCCCCAGGAGCCUCUCGUCCUCCCCACGCUAUCCCACGCUCUCCCCAGCGCCCCCGUCACCCGUCCCCCGGCAGGGACUCUCAGAGCAGCGCCGCCCCAACGAAGGCGCCGCUGCAGAAGACACUCUCUGCUUCAAGUGACGGGCGCCCCGCCACCCGCGACCUGCACAGGUUACCUCAGGGUAACCGGGAAAUGCAAAAGUCUCCCACUAACCCCAAAGAGCUACAGAAGUCUCCGUCGAGCGCAUCUUCCACGGGCAGCUUAGGCACGAAAUGUGUCUCCAAGUCGUCGUCGAGUGCGUCCUCAUGUGGGGGCGCACCCUCCCGACGCAUUGGCCUCAGUAAGACCUCAUCACUCUCGUCCUCAAGGUGUGGCGAAGACGACGACGAGGUUGGCGGAGGGUCAGCUUCAGGAGCCUCUCUCGAGAAUCUAACCGACGACGAGCCGCUGUACGACACGGUCGCCCCCGACGAAGACGACGACACGGGUGAGUACGUCCUACUCUCCGACAAGAGCUCUGAGUACAACGGCACGGACACUCUCAAGUCGGCAGCAUCUGGGGCGUCCAGCGAGGGUGGCCUCAGCAAGUCUGGAGGUGGAGCGUCGUCGGGAGCCACGCCCUCAGGAGGCUCGCCGGCCCCCGACCACCCUCCCGACUCCCCCAAAUACUCCAACUACGUCAACAUCGACUUCUUUCUCAAAAAGAAGAGGGCUACAGGUGGCCAGGUUGAGCGGAGUGAGAGUGUGGAGUCAGACGAGGAGGAGACGCCCUGCCUCCUGCGCUCCCUCUCCUCCGACCAUGAAGACGACAUCAGAGACGAACCCCUCGACAUCGACUCAGGGGUGUAUGGGAGCAGCGUCGAGUCGACGAGUCACAUGCCGUCAGCGCCGCCCACGCCGCCCACAGCCUCCAGAUGGGCGUCGUCGGGAGAGCUGCCGGAGACGCCAGCCCCGCCCACGCCAGACCCGGCCGCCGAGGCGGAGAGACUUACUAUGUAUCGCUGUAUUAUCUCCUCUAUCGUCGAGUCGGAGACCAUCUACCUUGAGUGUCUCGACGUUGUCCUCCAGUAUAUGAAAGCCCUGAAGGCAACGCUGACGACGUCUCAGCCCGUGAUCUCACCAGACGACUUCUCUACGGUGUUUUACCGGAUAACAGAACUACACGCGGCCCACAGCGAGUUCCUGGAGGGUCUCAAGGAACACUCCACUCAGUGGGAUGGCACUAGUACCAUUGGCGAGCUCUUCAGAGUCCUUGCAAGUAAACUGGAUGUUUAUGCAUCAUUUCUGCAAAACUACCCCCGUGCUGUGGAGACCGUGCGACGGUGCAGCACACAGAGUCCACAGUUUGCAGACAUCACUCGGUCUAUCAAGCUACGCUUCCUACAGGGCCAAGCACAAUCCCUAGAGGAUCUUCUCCAUAGACCUGUCGCCCGUGUGCAAAAAAAUGCUCUAGUCCUUCAUGACUUGCUCAAGUAUACACCUGACUAUCACCCAGACCACGAGACACUACGUGAAGCCCUCAGACUCACCCAGAACUUUCUCACUCACCUCUCCAUGAUACACACUGAAGCCAUGUUUCCAGCUACAGAUCGUCCUCAGCGACAUCUAGUUCGCAAUUCCUUCAUUGUUGAGCUGGUGGAAGGUCAUCGGAAACUAAGACAUCUCUUCCUUUUCAACGAUGUUAUUGUGUGUGCAAAGUACAAACCAACUGGUAGAUCAGAGAAGUUUACUUUUGAGGUCAAGUGGUACAUUAGUCUCCAUGACAUAGCUGUGUUGAACGACAGUGGACCUGAGACUCUCAAGGAGUCAAAUCCACCAAACUUAGUGUCUCUCAAAUCUCAAGCCUCAACGGUACGAGAUCAGCUGAGAAGAGUGGAUAAUGCAGGUGAUAAAGGGGCUAGUCGCAUGAAUGCAGUUCGAAAUGAGAAACAGAGAAAGAAGUUGGCAGAGUUGGAAGCUCAGCUGGUUUUGGCUUCACCCAACCUGCCCUUUAGAAUAUCCAAAAGAGCUGGCUCAGUGCACACAUUCCUGAUUUCAUCUGAAUAUGAACGAGAUCAAUGGGGUGAAGCUAUCCAAGUACUACAGGCAAACACACCAGGAGUUGGUGGAAGUUCUCUCACCCUGCAGGAGCUGCAGCAGUGGAUUACAUCUUGCCGGUCCUUCUUAAAGACUAACAUGGGCUCAUUCUUGCUCAAAUCUGGCCGAGAUGAUUCUUUACUGCUCGGUGAUCUGCACAUUGUGGUGUCUAGUCUACACGGUCUCACUAGUUCUGCAAAUAUGUACGUGUGUUUUGAAGUAGACUCAUACGGGCACUUUUUCCGUAAAGCUAAAACAAAGAUCACUGAAGGUGUAGAGCCUCACUGGAAUCAAGAUUUCAUCAUUGAGCUUGAAGGUUCACAAACUCUCCGUAUUCUGUGUUAUGAGGAUCAUCCAAAGCUGGGAACACAACUGAGGGGGAAGACUCACCUGGAGCUUUCACGAUCUUGGUUGAAUAGCACUUUAACCGAGCGACGUGUGAGCCUGCAGGAUCUGGUGUUAGUUGUAAUCCUCAAGUUUUUGCCCCCUGAGGCAACACUUAGAAGAGUGCCCACUGGCAAGUCCUCGGGCCUCUUUGGUGCCAACAUUGCUGUUGUCUGCAGACGAGAGAAAAGAAGUGUUCCGUUUAUUGUAACUCGGUGUGUUCGAGAAGUUGAGAGACGAGGAAUGCAAGAGGUUGGAAUUUAUCGAGUGUCUGGCCUAGCAUCUGAUAUAACAAAACUCAAGAAAUCUUUUGAGUCAAAUCCCUAUGAAGCAGAACAGCUUGUCAAAGAAGUGGAUAUUCAUUCUGUGACGGGACUGCUAAAGCUUUUCCUGCGGGAACUUCCUGAAGCACUCUAUACGAGUGAAUUAUACCCACGAUUUUUCGAGGCCUAUAGUGCUACAGAUACAGAAUACAGGAAGACCACAUUGCUCAAACUCUUUUCAUCGCUCCCUCAAUUAAAUCAGUCUAUUAUAGCAUAUCUCCUAGAACAUUUAGUCAAAAUUCAUGAAAUGGAGCAUCUAAACAAAAUGUCACUGCACAACUUGGCAACAGUAUUUGGUCCUACACUCUUGCGACCUGGAGCUAAGGCUGGCAAUCCAUCUCCAGCAGAAAAGUUGGCAGCGGGCACUGUUGAUGUCAUGGCUCAGGCAGGAAUUCUCCACUUCUUCCUCACACGCCGUGCAAAUGGCGAACCGAUACAGGUUGUUAGUCAGUGAAUAAUUUAUAGUGUUGUAUAUGGUUCUAUAUAAGACUGAGCGGUGUUCAUGUCGUGCUGUUUUGUAGUACUGUCACCUUUUAAGUCCAAAGGUUGGAGAAAAUAUCUUAUAUAUGGGAAAUAAUAUAUACAUUGUGUAUUUAUUUGACUGCUGCAUCCAGUGUUGUAUUACAUUUUUUUUACAUCCAGUGUUGUAUUACAUUUUUUUUACAUCCAGUGUUGUAUUACAUUUUUUUUACAUCCAGUGUUGUAUUACAUUUUUUACUUCAAAUACACUAAUGAAUACAUGAGAGAAUUAUUAGAUGUGCACAACCCUUAUUUCUCAAAUUUGAAGAGAAUUAUUUUUUCAUAGACACCCAGAAAGUGUGAUCUCAUUGUAUAGCACAUGAAAACUUAGAUUAUAUUAUAUAUAUUGUAGAAGACUAGAACUUCAUGUUACAUUGUUCUGAGUAUAUGCCAAAAUCUGUUUCAUUCAGCUAUUACAAAGAGAUUAGUUGUACCUCCCAGAACAAUUUUAUUGUUUCUUUUCAUCUAUGUUAGGUCACAGGAUAGGUAAUCAAAAAGGUGUGAUUGUGUUUGUUAACAAGCCUUAGUAAAUUUGAAUGUUGUACUGUAUUAGGAAGCUGUGUCAGGAGAACAACUCGCAGCCGAGUAUGUCAGCAAAUGACUUUGUGUUGAGUAAACAAAGUUGCCUCGUCUCAAAACUUAGCUAUCUAGGUCAUAAUAUAUUAUAAAAGUUGAUGAUGGCAUUUAAAGCUUUCAAGCUAAACAUUUUAGCAAAUGGAGUUAGUCUGUGUUUGCUCAUAUCAGUUGAUGCAGUAUUAAGCUUAUUCAUGUAUCAUAUUAUGAUACAAUCCUUCGUCAAGUUUACACAUCUUAAAGUUUUUCAGUGAUAUUGAAUGUGGAAUUGUUUCUGUUGUCUAUCUUCAUACUUUAAUCAUGAUUAAUAACUUUUAGUUAAUAUAGUUGUAGUCACUGUGCAGACAGUUUGUAUUUUUCAGUGAACAUGUAUUAUAAAUUGACUUAUUAUACAUUGUUAAACAUACAGUACAUUAAAUUUGUUAUAUAACAAACAUAUUGCAUUCAAUUUGAAUGGAGACUUUUAUCAAGAUAUACUAACAUUUAUUCCGAAUAAGAUGUUAAAAAUAAAAAAAUAUAAAACUUUAAUGGUAAGAUAAACCUUGGGUUUAUCUUUCCAUUGCAAUACAUCAUGUUGCUAAAUAGAUAAAUUAACUAUCAGUACUGUAUCUGUUUGAAUACAAAAUGCAUCACACAAUACAGUAGUCUGCCGAUGGCUCAUUGUGUUCACAUUGAACUUAUAAAAGUUAAGCUGAAUUUUCUCUUUCAUGAAGGGGAUAAAUGAGAAGAUAGGCAUGCAUGUACACAGUAUUGAUUUAAAAUCAUAUGAUCUACAUAAUUGAGCCAAGACAUGCAAUUAAUAUGAAAACUUUCUGCCUUAUUCAUAAAAUUUAUUCAGAUUACUUAUUGUGUAUAUGCCUUACACAGGAAUAAGUGCAACAUAUCCUUCAAAAAUGAUAAACCUGUAGCACUGUGGAGUACAUGUACUGUACUAAAUGUUGACUGUGGCACAUGAAAAUUAUACAUUUUGUACUAUUGAUAUAUAUAUUGUAAAUGACCUGAGAAAGACGGUAAUAACCUAGUCUCUCUUAGGUUUUGUAAAGUGCAUACAGUAUAUCUACUACAUUAGGCCUAAGAUUGUAUAUACUGUAUUAGGCCUAGUAUUGGUUAUGCUUGGCCUAGUAUGGCUUAUAUUUUGCCAAAGACAGCUUAUGCUAGGUUACUGGUUAAAUUGUUGAAUUUUAUUGGGUUCCCAUUAGAAUAUAAAUGUAGUAGUACAAAAUGUGAACUGUUUGGUAUAGUCUGCACAGUUGCUAUAUGUCAUUAAUAUCAUUUGUAAUAGAAUACACGUGAUGCCUGAGUACCUCGGUGGCAUGACAUAGAGGACUGACAUGCACCGGUGCCCACCCAACCACUCAACCUCCCACAGUAAUAGCUCAUUAAAUAUAAACAUUGAAAUAUUAAGGUAUCAGCUGGUUGGCAAAAAUACUUUCCAUUGUUGCUAAGUUCAAGAAAGGAACCCAAAAAUAGCCUUACUUGUAUUCAUAUUAUUCUAUUUACCUGUGUAUGUAUCACGUUGCCUUUAUCUGCGGUCAAAAGUUUUUGGAAAAUGCAGAGUCUUCCUCAAGAAUUUAGGAAUUCAAAAGAUUGUUUGCUGAUAAAUAUUCCAGAAAUAUUUGCUGAUAAACUUGUAUAUUAAAUUGGAUUUAAUUCAAAUGAACAAGUAAUUGCUGCAUGCUGCUGCCAAAGCUGUAAAUGUAUGAGAACGCUGUACUUUACUUAGUAGUUAAAUAUUACAUAACUACAAAAACAAAAAAUGAAAUACUGGUAAUAUAAAAAUUAGGUAAAGGAAAAUUAUCCAUGUGAGAACUGGAAAUUGGUAAUUGUUAAGGAGUGCAUUGUGAGUGAGUGAGUGAUUCACCACUUGUGAGGUGAAGAACACUUUCAAUUAGCAAAAAAAAUAUUUCUGCAACAAAAUCUUUCAUGAGGCAAUUGAGGUCAUCCAAUCUUAUUUCAUUUAUGAAUUUUUAUGCUUUUAUAAAUGUAUCUUUAACUAAAUUUAAUAGUUGAGGUGUUACCUAAACUUAUUAAUGUCUUCUUAAUUAUUAUGCAUUAAUCGUCAGUUUUAAUGCCUCAGCAAAUUGACUGAAUGAAUAAUUACUGAGAGACAAUGGAAUAGAUACACAAUACAUGUCACAAUAUCCAUUAUACCAGAAAAUGUUUUCUGUCUAACACACAUUAUAUGUGUAGUAUACAUAUAAUUCUUUCAGCUAUAACUGAUGCAGCAGCUAGAGAAAGUUGGUUAAUGAAGAUUUUUUUUAAUAAUUUUCCAUCAACAGCAUCUUUUUUGUUUUUUGUUUUGUUUUUAGAUUAACCCAGUCAUGGUCUCGUUGCAUUAACUUCAUGACUGUUGUUGCAUAAUUGAUACUCUCACCACUUUUGUGGCUUGGGGUGUCUCUUAUCUUAUCAAUAUAUUGAUAGACAUAAAAGGAAUAAGAACUCUCUUUCCAUUACUGUUUGCACAAUAAGAUUUUGUAAAUACUGCUCCUUCUUUUAGGUUCAAAAUUUAAAGUGUAGUGUAAAUGUUAUGAAUAAGUCAAGUUCUGUUAUUCCUCGACCAUUCCUCAGCAUUUUG
Procambarus clarkii (red swamp crayfish) is the source of this 7442-nucleotide messenger RNA. Its product is annotated as active breakpoint cluster region-related protein. Gene Ontology annotation, cellular component: membrane. The record is from RefSeq and is a predicted model, not a curated record. Gene Ontology annotation, molecular function: protein serine/threonine kinase activity; GTPase activator activity; guanyl-nucleotide exchange factor activity. Gene Ontology annotation, biological process: intracellular signal transduction; positive regulation of GTPase activity; protein phosphorylation. Lineage: Eukaryota; Metazoa; Arthropoda; Malacostraca; Decapoda; Cambaridae.